AUGAAAUUUGAGAAUCUUCUUGGUCAGCAUGGAACCGCUGUCGCGAAACGACUUGGAUGGAAACAAGGUGAUGAAGAAGAAGGAUGGUCCAAGAAAGCUAUCGAUAGUUUGAUGAAGAAACUUCAAAAGCAUAACAAAGAAGCUUUGGCGAAUCUUGAGAUGGCACUACAAUCUGAAGGCAAACAACGAUCUGAUUGUGUUACAAUUCCUCGUUCGCUUGAUGGGCGAUUACAAAUUUCUCAUCGUAAAGCACUUCCACAUGUAAUUUAUUGUCGCGUUUAUCGAUGGCCCGAUUUACAGUCACAUCACGAGUUGAAAGCGAUUGAUGAUUGUCGAUAUUGUUAUGAAUCGGGUCAAAAAGAUAUUUGUAUAAAUCCUUAUCAUUAUGAUCGUAUCGAAACAACUGGCAUAUUACCUCCAGUUUUAGUGCCUCGUUCUACUGAACCUCCACCGAAUAUUAUUCCUCGGCCACUUCGCAUGGCACUUUUACCAAAUGCGCAAUUAUCUACUUCAGCUAUGCCUUGUAAUAUCGAUUUUAGUAAUUUCAGUCCGACGGCACCAUAUUGUAAGCCUGAUGAACCAAUGGAUACAAGUCCAACUAUACCACCAGAUAUAUCCACUAUUGAGGUUCCUUAUGAAGAGGGCAAAUAUUGGGCAACCGUCACUUAUUACGAAUUAAAUACUCGAGUAGGCGAACAGUACGAUGUUUCAUCACCAACGGUUGAAAUUGAUGGAUUCACAGAUCCUAUGGGGAGUCCGAAUAAAAUCUCGCUUGGAAUGUUGUCGAAUGUUAAUCGUAAUCAGCAAAUUGAAACAACCAGGCGACAUAUUGGGAAAGGGGUGAAACUCACAUAUGUACCAUCACAAGGAACACUUUUUGCCGAAUGUCAAAGUGAAGCUGCGAUAUUUAUACAAUCACGAAAUUGCAAUUACUUACAUAAUUUCCAUCCUACAACAGUUUGUAAAAUAACGAAUGGGAUUUCACUAAAAAUCUUUGAUAUGUCAAAGUUCAGAGAGCUUUUAUCGCAAGCGACCCGUUGUCAUUCAUUCGAUUCAAGUUACGAACUAACUAAAAUGGCUAUAAUUCGAAUGUCUUUUGUUAAAGGAUGGGGUUCAGAAUAUCAACGCCAGGAUGUCACCUCUACGCCAUGUUGGAUAGAAAUACGUUUACAUGCUCCACUUCAAUGGUUGGAUAAGGUAUUAAAACAAAUGGGUCCUCCACAUAAUCCAAUUUCUUCAAUAUCAUAA
Dracunculus medinensis (Guinea worm) is the source of this 1248-nucleotide messenger RNA. Lineage: Eukaryota; Metazoa; Nematoda; Chromadorea; Rhabditida; Dracunculidae. The record is from the annotation of a GenBank genome assembly.